GCUGGCCAAGGCUGGGGGGCUUUGGCCGCUCAGGGAACGGGGCGCUGCUGAUGCGGGAGCUGCCCUUGUCUCCCCUGCUUGUAACCGCUGCUUGUCCCAAUUGCCUUUCAGCCUCAUCUCGUCUCUCACGCCAACAUGUCCUGCUACGACCUGUGUCCUCCCCGCACCAGCGUGGCCGUGCCCCAGCCCAUCGCUGAGAGCUGCAACGAGCUGUGCGCCCGCCAGUGCCCCGACUCGUCGGCCUUGAUCCAGCCGCCGCCCGUGGUGGUCACCUUCCCCGGCCCCAUCCUCAGCUCCUUCCCCCAGCAAGCCGUGGUGGGCUCCUCCGGAGCCCCGGCCUUUGGCGGCUCCCUGGGGCUGGGCGGCCUCUACGGCGCCGGCGCCACCCAGGCCUCGGGGGGCCUGUGCACCUUUGGCAGAGCCUACGCUGCUCCCGCCUGCAGCCCUUGCGCCUUGCCCCGCUACAGCAAGAAGCUCUGGGACACCUGCGGGCCCUGCUAGAGCCGCCAGAGGCCAGCCCGAGCAGCCGCGCCCGCCUCAGCCCAGCCCGCACAAGCUGAGCUCGCCACAAGCUGCCCCGGCCUCCUGCAGCCCGUGACACCCGGCCUGCCUGGGGCCUGCCCAGCGCCCCUCUGCCAGCCCCUCCCGCCCUGCUCCCCACAAUAAACUCU
This is a messenger RNA of Pseudopodoces humilis (Tibetan ground-tit), 671 nucleotides long. RefSeq names its product scale keratin-like. Gene Ontology annotation, molecular function: structural constituent of cytoskeleton. Gene Ontology annotation, cellular component: intermediate filament. Lineage: Eukaryota; Metazoa; Chordata; Aves; Passeriformes; Paridae. The record is from RefSeq and is a predicted model, not a curated record.